AUGUCGGACUUCUUCCGCAGAGCAUCUGACGCUUUCCACCAUCGCCCUCGUCAGGACUCAACGGGCUCCACUAGCUCGACUGAGGCAGCCAUUGAUUCCAGCGCUGCUAAAGCCCCUGAUCAACAACCACUGAAUCCAAGUUCACAGACAGUUCAGCCUCAGCCUCAGUCUGGAUCGUACGCUGGUACGACAACUGCCAAGCCAAAGCCGCACCACCUUUGGGGCUGGAAACACGGCCAAGAGAACAAAACUGACCCGAGCCAGAUAUCAGCCCAGAAAAAGGAUGACACUGACUGGGUUGUUGGAACCUAA
This is a messenger RNA of Penicillium malachiteum, 312 nucleotides long. RefSeq lists its product as uncharacterized. The coding region runs from base 1 to 312 and encodes 103 amino acids. The record is from RefSeq and is a predicted model, not a curated record. The transcript is spliced from 2 exons. Lineage: Eukaryota; Fungi; Ascomycota; Eurotiomycetes; Eurotiales; Aspergillaceae.